GCUACGCGAGAGAAGGAGGUCGGGAUGCUGCCGCGCCUCCUCGUGCGCAUGGGCGUCAUCGCGGAAGCGCGCGUCAAGGCGCGAGUCGAGCGCCGAGCGGCGGCGCGGCCGACGGUCGAUGUGCUGACCAAGUACCCGCACGACACGACGGCCUUCACGCAGGGCUUCACGGUGGUGAACCGCGGCCACGACAAGAUCUUCAUUGAGUCGACGGGGCUGAACGGAGAGUCGAGCGUGCGCCAUGUGGACAUUGAGAGCGGCAAGGUGCUGAAGCAGUACAAUUUGCCUCAGGAGCUCUUCGGUGAAGGCGUCACGGCGGGGCCCAAUGACGAGCUGGUCAUGCUAACGUGGAAGAGCAAGACCGGCCUGUUCACGUUCGACACGGUCACGGGCGAAGGCUGGGGCAUCACGUACGACGGCGAGAAGUUCGUCGUCUCGGACGGCUCGUCAACGCUCAUGUUCUUGGACCCGAAGACGAUGGAGGAGGUGCGCAGUGUCGACGUCACCAUGUACGACGGCGCGCAGAAGAUCUCGCAGAUCAACGAGCUCGAGUUCGCCAAGGGCUUCAUCUACGCGAACGUGUGGUACCACCCGUACGUGCUUAAGAUCGACCCGGAGACCGGCGGCAUCGUCACCAUGUUCGACUUGUCCAAGCUCGUGGCGGACGUCGGCGUGGACGUGAUGUCCGGCGCCGUGCUCAACGGCAUCGCCUAUGACGACGCGGAAGACGUCUUCUACGUCACGGGCAAGCUCUGGGGUGCCGUCUACAAGGUGCGUCUCGUGGACCCUGUGCAGUAGCUGGCAACAACCACAAAUCAAAGAAACACAAUAGAGUGCACUCACUGUACGUAAAGAAGCACCAUGAGCAACACACACACACAGCACAAAU
Messenger RNA from Phytophthora sojae, 889 nucleotides. RefSeq lists its product as hypothetical. The transcript has 3 exons. The record is from RefSeq and is a predicted model, not a curated record. Lineage: Eukaryota; Oomycota; Peronosporomycetes; Peronosporales; Peronosporaceae. Bases 25 to 798 code for a protein of 257 amino acids. Gene Ontology annotation, molecular function: protein binding; glutaminyl-peptide cyclotransferase activity.